AUGGGCAGCGCUCUUGCAGCAGGGUGGCUGCGCGGGCCGCUCGAAGCCGCGCAGCUCGCCAUCGUCGAGCCGGACGACGGCACGGCUCAGCGUCUGGCGCCGCUCGGCGCGACAUGCGUUCCGGCGCCCGCCGCGCUUCCCGGCACGCUGCGCCCGGCGGCGAUCGUCUACGCCGUCAAGCCACAGGUGAUGGCCGAGGUCGUGCCCCCUUAUGCCGACAUCGGGGGACCGGACACCGUGCACCUCUCGAUCGCCGCCGGCUGGCCCGUACGCUUGCUGGAGCGCGAUCUGGGUGCUGUGCCGAUCGUCCGCGCCAUGCCCAACACGCCCGCCGCCAUCGGCGAGGGCAUGACCGUCGCCUGGGCCAACCGGGCCGCCAACCGCGAUCAGCAAGCGCUCUGCGAGGCGCUGUUGCGGGCGGUGGGCGCGGUCGCCUGGAUCGACGACGAGGCCCUCAUGGACGCGGUGACGGCCGUCUCCGGCAGCGGCCCGGCUUACGUCUUUCUGCUCGCCGAAUGCCUGGCCGAAGCCGCCGUCGAUGCCGGACUGCCCGCCGACCUGGCCCGCACGCUGGCCGACCGCACGGUGAGCGGCGCAGGCGCGCUGCUGGCCCAAUCCGAAGAGGACGCCGCCACGCUCCGCCGCAACGUGACCAGCCCGGGCGGCACGACCGAAGCCGCGCUCUCGGUCCUGAUGGCGACGGACGGGCUCGCCCCACUGAUGAGCCGCGCGGUUCGCGCCGCCGCCGAGCGCUCCCGCGCCCUCGCCCCGUCUAGCCGCACCCGCGGCUGA
Geodia barretti is the source of this 792-nucleotide messenger RNA. The record is from the annotation of a GenBank genome assembly. Lineage: Eukaryota; Metazoa; Porifera; Demospongiae; Tetractinellida; Geodiidae.